This is a messenger RNA of Salarias fasciatus (jewelled blenny), 2847 nucleotides long. It is a transcript of the gene zdhhc24, whose product is annotated as zDHHC palmitoyltransferase 24. The record is from RefSeq and is a predicted model, not a curated record. The coding region runs from base 258 to 1133 and encodes 291 amino acids. Gene Ontology annotation, molecular function: palmitoyltransferase activity. The transcript is spliced from 3 exons. Lineage: Eukaryota; Metazoa; Chordata; Actinopteri; Blenniiformes; Blenniidae.
UCCAGCAGACACGGAAGUGGUCCAGUACGGUAGCUCGACAGGGAGACAUAAUACACAUUUAUGUGUUUCCAUUCAGUUUUAUAUGAUAGAGUAAUUUCACUGGGAGGUAUAUGAGGGUGGUUGUCUUAAUCGGGUUGAUUUUCUGUCUUGUUGUGAGCUAAUUGACAGUUAUUUGAUCGAUAAAGCUCUCCGCUGUACGCCCGUGAAAUCGCUCCGUUGUGAUUCAAACCGAGCGGGGAGCCGGGCGGACCCCAAACAUGACUAGUUUGGGCAGCAGGUUGUUCUGCAGGAUGGAGAGGAUGUGUUACCGCCUCCCCGUGUUCCUCAACACCUUCCUGGUCUUCUCGAUCACCGGGGAGGUGAGCUACCUGGUGAUGGUCGAGGCUCCCCUGGAGGCCGACCAGAAGAAGACGGCGUGGUCCACCUGGUGGAAGGCGGUCCACCUGCUGAGCCAGUACUUCAUGUUGGGGAACAUCUGCUGGAACGCCCUGCUGUUCUACAGAACCAGUCCCAGCAUCAAGGGGGUGUUCCUGGGUGGAGAGGCCAUGGGCCAGGGCUGGAGGUACUGUUAUACAUGCGAGACACACACCCCUCCACGCUGCUCCCACUGCUACGACUGCAAGGUGUGCGUGCUGCGGCGGGACCAUCACUGCGUCUUCUUCGACCAGUGCGUGGGCUUUCGCAACUACCGCUACUUCCUGAGCUGCUUGCUCUUCAUGUGGUCGGGCCUCCUGUACGCCACGCUGAUGAACGCAGAGGUCUUCAUCGUCAUCCUGAAGGAAGGCGUGACGCUGCACAGCGUCCUGCUGCUGCUCAUCCCCUGGAUCAUGCUCAUUUCAGGCCAGGUGUCGGCACGUGCCUUCGCCUUCGCCUUCAUCGCCGACACGUGCGUGGUCGGCUUCCUCCUGGUGUCCGCCUUCUUCUUCUUACACCUCUUCCUGCUCUUCCGGGGUCAGACCACCCGGGAGUGGUACUCAUCCCGUCGCCCCUACAGCCUGGGGCUGCUGGGUAACCUGCGUCACACGCUUGGCAACCGCUGGUACGUGUGCUGGCUCUCUCCGCUCAUCCCAUCGCCGAUUCCUGGAGACGGAAUAAACUUUGUGAUCACGGGAUCGCUGGAGCCGUGUCGGUAACGGCCGAGAGUCUGAACGGGUGGCGGUUAAUGUUGGUGCGAGCAGCAGCAGCAGCAGGGAAGUUUACCUCAGUUCAAGAAGAGGUCGCUUGGGACGGGAAGAAGCUUUGACAGCACGCGGUUGUUUCACUGCUAUUGGUUAUGACUACUGGUUGCAAUCCUUUUAAUUAGGGGCGUUCUUUUAAAGAUCCAUCGAUCUCAACCUGAAGAUAAUAUGUACACGCACUGAGAAUUGAGGAUUAAAUAGUAAUGAAGGGUAAUUUUGAAUCGUCAGCAUAAAAAAGGUAUAGAAAAGAAUAAUGCUGAACUAAGAAUGUAUUUUGUCAAUUGUUAAAUUAACUUGCACUUCCAUUCUCAGACUGAGUCCUGAAGCCAAUGGGACACACUGGGAGUGAUGAUGAUGGUUCCUAUUUAGGGGUUUUUCCCCCAAACACCUAAGGUGCCUGAUUCUGUAGUUCAAAUACGGUAUAAUACUUGCACUGUCGAAGUUGAAACCACAGGACUGUCAAACACAAACAGCUGGCCUCUUAUUUACUGUUGUGCACUCGCUGCUCAUGCUUUCCUCCUCAGAAUGUCCACUCCUAAACUGAAGUAGAGGUUUUGUUGUGGUAGUUGGCUCUCUGUGUUAAUCUCAACAAGUACAGGACAACAUCCCAGAAGUGACUCAUGCAGUUUACAGACUCACAAGAAGCCAUCUGGUAAAAUUCAGUGUUUAAAACCUGCCAAUUUAUGCACAUUUUUAGGUCAAAAGUAUCAAUACAUAGCUAAUAGUUUUCAAUAUCAUGAUUUUAACACUGAAAUUGAGAUACAGAGAGUACCACAGCUAUGAAAAUGAUACAUUUACAACCACAUUUUCAACCUGGGCCUGCUCACAUGAAGAAGUGUGUGACUAGCAUUGGUAAACCUCUGAAAAAAAAACCUUUGUUAGGAAUUGAAAAAGGCAUCUAUUGUUUAAUCUGUGGCAAAGCUUUGCAUGUCAGUUAUAUGCAGGUUAAUGAGUUUAUUUUCUAAUUAAAGGUGGAAGCAAAUCAGUCCUGUUGAUCUAGCUAUUUUUCAUUACUGCUUGUUGUAGUGAGGAGUAUUCAGAUUUGUUGUUUUAAAUACUGAUAUUGAAGUUUAAGAUGUUUAUUUUGACAAUCUGAUGUUUCACAUUACAUUAAACAUGAUUCAGGUAGUAAGCACUGCUUGUAUGUCGUUGUGUAGCGCACUGCAAAGGGACAUGAAUCUGUGCUGUUUAGUUCUCCUCACUCAACCAUUUCAAACAAAAAAAUUAUGAUGGUAUUGUUGUAAAAUUAUGAGCAGAAUGGCUUUACCAAAUAAAUCUACAAUGCAGCAGCAAAAUGUUUUUUUUUUCAAUGUUAGUUUGGUUUAUAGAGUAAAUUUGUCCUCAGAAUGUUUACCUGUUUGUUUAUUUGUCACGCCUUUAAUUUAAAACAUAUUUGGUGUCAACAAUUUAGAAUUUCCUCUUCGUGUCUCCUUCUGCUUUUGCCACUUUAAUUUUCAUAGCCUUAAAGAAGUGAAAAUAACAAGCCUUUGAGAUGUCUUAUGUUUUUUUUUCCUUUAUGCUCUUAAGUUGUUUACAUCCAGAACUGUUUUGCCUGAUUUUCUUCUGAAUGGAGUGUGUGAUGGGAACUACUGCAUACAGCUUUAUUAUUGUGUUUUCUGCAACUGUGAUGUGGUGUAAGCUUUAUUGUAAUAAAUUUAUUUGGUUUUGA